Peniophora sp. CBMAI 1063 is the source of this 1761-nucleotide messenger RNA. NCBI's taxonomy places the organism in Eukaryota, Fungi, Basidiomycota, Agaricomycetes, Russulales, Peniophoraceae. The record is from the annotation of a GenBank genome assembly.
AUGGGCGAACCCUUCGACGUGAUCCCGUUUGAGGAUAUCGCGGGUGAUUGGACGAAGCUGGGCUCUGGCUCGUUCGGAAAUGUUUACAAGGGACAAUACUUGGGAAUUGAUGUCGCGAUCAAGGAAAUCCUGCCGAGCAACGACUACGACGUCGGCAAAUACUUCGAGCGCGAGUGGCGCCUGCUCAAGGAAUCCCGCCACCCGAACGUGGUUCUCUACCUCGGCCUCUCCCGCGCGCCCGAUCCGGACGGCCGAGUAUUCAUCAUCUCGGAGUUCAUUGAGGCUGGAAACGUUAGGCAAUAUAUCUGGGACAAGUCCAAGCCGUUCCCGUGGCGGCUGAGGGUCAGCUUCGCGACCGACAUCGCCCGCGCGCUCGCGUACUUGCACGCUCGCCGAUGCAUUCACCGCGAUCUCAAGGGAGAGAACCUACUUGUGACCUCCAACGGCCGCUUGAAGAUCACCGACUUUGGCUUUGCCCGCAUCGCCGCCCGCUCUGCAGAGGAAUCCCGCCGACUGACGUUCUGCGGUACCGAUGCGUACAUGAGUCCGGAGAUCCUCCGAGGCGACGAGUUCGACCUCCCGACGGACGUGUAUAGCAUGGGCGUCAUCUUGGCCGAGAUCGCGGCGCGUAAACUGGCGGAUGAUCGCACAUUCAAGCGUGCAGCGCCAGGAUGGAAUAUCGACGAGCAGGAGAUCCGCGAGCUCGCUAGCCCAGGAUGUCCCGACGGCUUCGUCCAGCUUGCCAUCGAUUGCCUUGCAGACAACCCGUCAGCGCGCCCGACGACGCGUCAGAUUCUUGAGCGCUUACGCGCUGUUGAGGUGGAGAUCCUCAGCCGUCCUCGUGAUGGCGAGGAUAUCCAUACUGGCAGCAUAAAGUUCCUGACUGGCGCAAAACGACCCGGUGCUGGCCCGCGGAUACCCAGCUUUGGUAUGGGCGUUGCGAAGGACAUUCGUGGUGGCCCGGAUAGUGAUAGCGAGGAGGAAGAGCUCAGGCAAGCCGUUUUGGGUCUGCAAAGCGUCAGCAUCGGUAGUGGCGACUCACAAGAACCACUCAUUCGCGACGAAUCACUCAGCACCGCAUCUGGCUUCUCGGACUACAGCACAACCGUCAUCCGCUCACGCGACGCGCCACCCGCGCUCUCCAGCAUCCUCACUGUCCGCGCAUCCCCAAAUCCUGCAUCCCCUCCAGCCAGCAUCGACGCAAACGGGACAUCGUCGUCGAUAUACUCCAACGCCGAGAACGGUCACACGGGCGAGCCGAGCGCGGCGGCCAAUACGGCCAGUAUGGUCACGAUCGACAGUUUCUAUACCGCUGGGGCACAGAGCGGCAUGAGCAUUGCGGCAGCGACGGAGGGUGGGAGCGAGCUCACGGCGAGAGACGGACAGGCGAAGGCGGAGGAAGUUGUACAGACUGUGCAUCGGUUCACGCUUGUAAAGGCGGGCGCGAAGAGGACCUCGAGUCCAAGUGCCAGUGAGGGAUGGGGCCCGCUGGAGUUCUUCCGCUCAGGCUUGUUGGGGAGUACGGCGAAGGCGAAGGCGCAGCAGGCGGCUGAGUGCGAUGUAUGUGGGAAGAGGCUGGGCAAGAAAGCCGUGCUGGAGUGUGACGAUUGUGGAAUGAAAUCACAUCUCAAAUGCGGCGAUGCUGCUCCGCUCGAUUGCGGCUAUCGCGCGCUCGCAAAUGGUCAUACACAUCACGCCCCGACACCACCCACCGCUGCACCGAGCUCUCCACCUGCCGGCAAGAAAGGUGGCCGCAAAUAA